AUGCUCCUGCCAAGACAUAUCCAAGACGUAUCUCACCGCUUCAGUGACGCCGGCGCGCUUCUUCUCGCAUGCACUUCGCCUCACACUUCUCUUCUUGCCGUUCAAGUCAAUGUACCGUCCAGCUACUCCGCCCUCGCAGUCUCCGCUAUUCUAGGUCACUACGGUCACGGGGAAGUACCUAUCGGCCUUCGGCGCCCUAUCAACAACGAUCAUUUCUUUGACUCGCAGGGCUUCGCGCUCGGUGAAUAUGCGAGCAAAGUCGCCUACCAUUGGCAAGGGGGUUCUCUACGGUGGGAUGCGGUGGAGGAGGUAAGUGAACCAGUCGAGCUGUACCGGGAGCUGCUGGCGGCCGAGGAGGACGGAGCUGUCAAGAUAGCUUCGAUAGGCUUUCUCGAAAAUCUCUCUACUCUCCUCAAUUCAACUGCAGACAACAUCUCCCCGCUUCCGGGUCCUGAGCUCAUCAAGGCCAAAGUGGCGGAGCUCGUGAUCAUGGGCGGCGAGUAUCCUUCCGGAUACGAGUUCAACUUCUGGGGAGACAACCCAGUGCACACCGCACAUGUGGUCAAUAACUGGCCUGGCAAGGUCACAUUCUCCGGGCUCGAAAUGGGCAAAGGUGUAAUGUCUGGUGCGGAAUUGACUGUGAAGGGGCCUGCAAAUGACCCCGUGCGGAAGGCGUAUGAGUGGUAUGGUGGACAUAAUGCUUCCCGCAUGUCCUGGGAUCCGCUUACUAUGCUGUAUGCCAUACAAGGACUCGGCAAUUUGUUUCGGUACGCCAACUCCUACGGUUACAAUCACGCUUUUCCCAACGGAUCCAACACAUGGAUAUUUGACGAACGACACACAGACCAGCACUGGCUGGAGCUGAAGGUGGACGACAACACUGCGGGAAAGAUGCUGGACGAGCUGUACCUGAAGGGAGCGUGGUCGGCUGUAAGCGGUGGCAUGACUGGUGUGGAGAACCAAGAGUCAGGGGAACUACAGGUGGAAUUGGGGCGAUGA
Molecule: messenger RNA, 999 nt
Organism: Coniosporium apollinis CBS 100218
Lineage: Eukaryota; Fungi; Ascomycota; Dothideomycetes
Exons: 3
Coding region: 1-999 (332 amino acids)
Molecular function (GO): hydrolase activity, hydrolyzing N-glycosyl compounds
Source: RefSeq, a predicted model, not a curated record